Acanthosepion pharaonis is the source of this 639-nucleotide messenger RNA. NCBI's taxonomy places the organism in Eukaryota, Metazoa, Mollusca, Cephalopoda, Sepiida, Sepiidae. The record is from the annotation of a GenBank genome assembly.
AUGAACGUCUGCCAAACUGCCAAAGUGCGCGAAAAAGCGCAUAAGCGAGCAUGCGCACAAAGACGCGUUCAACAGACACGCGGACGUGCAGACGCGCAAAUUUUACAAGCAGGCUGCAUAUGUAUUUUCUCAUGUACAUUCCUUCUAUCUAUCUAUCUAUCUAUCUAUCUAUCUAUCUAUCUAUCUAUUACGGGCGCUGAAAAGUUCUCGUUCUCUUAUUUAUCAUUGUCCUUUCCUUUCUUUUCUCGACACAGACACAAUUUCACACACUGUCCGGUUGUAGCAGAGGUAUACACUUUUUUCCUCUCUUUGUUUUACCUUUUUUCUUUCCUUCCUUUUUCUUCUGUAGACAGUUCGGUUUCCAAACCCGACUCACUGCAACAGGGAUGUACACUUUCUUCCUCUCUUUGGUUUUCUUCUUUCUUUCCGUCUUCUUCUUUACACAAUUCAGCUUAUAACAGAGGUAUACACUUUCUUCUCUGGUUUUCCUUUUUCUUUCUUUACACAAUUCAACUUGUAACAGAGGUAUAUACUUUCUUCCUCUUUGGAUAUCCUUUUUCUUUUCGUUACACAAUUCAACUUGUAACAGAGAUAUAUGCUUUCUUCUCUGGUUUUCCUUUUUCUUUAAACGCAGGCUGA